AAAAUCUCUCCUCCUUCCUUCACUCCAGACGCUGCCCGCUCGCCGGGGCCGCCGCGCCGCUCCCCGUCGCCUUCCAGAAGGACUGGGAAAGAGGAGACAGGCGGGUGCCACGUCCCAGCAGCCGCCUCUACUGGACAAGGGUCUGCAGCCCACCCUUGGCACUGCUUGUAGUGACUGAGUUACCCGCGCUCCGCCCGCCUCCCUUGUUGAAGAUUUCUCCCUCCUUCACGUGAUUUGGGCCCCGUUUUUCUUUUCUCCGACCUACGUCCUCCCGGAGUGGGGACAAUCAGGCAAAGGGAGCGAUGCGCUUCGCCUGGACCGCGCUCCUGCUCGGGCCCCUGCAGCUCUGCGCGCUCCUGCGCUGCGCCCCGCCGGCCGCCGGCCAGCAGCAGCCCCCUCGCCAGCAGCCGCCGGCUCCGGCCGCCUGGCGCCAGAGGAUCCAAUGGGAGAACAACGGGCAGGUGUUCAGCCUGCUGAGCCUGGGCUCGCAGUACCAGCCGCAGCGCCGACGGGACCCGGGCACCACCGCCCCGGGCGCUGCCAACGCCGCAGCCCCGCAGCCGCGCACGCCGAUCCUGCUGCUCCGCAACCGCACGGCGGCAGCACGCGAGCGCACUGCAGGCACGUCGGGGGUCGCCGGCCGACCCAGACCCGCCGCCCGCCAUUGGUUCCAAGCUGGCUACUCCUCGUCCGGCGCCCACGACGCUGGGGAUUCCCGCGACGGCAACCGGACAACGUCCGGAGAGCGCCCGGCGCUCAGUAACCUGCAGCCGCCCAGCCGCGUAGACGGCAUGGUGGGCGACGACCCGUACAACCCCUACAAGUACUCCGACGACAACCCCUAUUACAACUACUACGACACGUACGAAAGGCCCCGGCCUGGGAGCAGGUACCGGCCUGGAUACGGCACCGGCUAUUUCCAGUACGGUCUCCCGGACCUGGUGCCAGACCCGUACUACAUCCAGGCGUCCACGUACGUGCAAAAGAUGUCCAUGUACAACCUGAGAUGCGCUGCAGAGGAAAACUGCUUGGCCAGCACAGCAUACAGAGCAGAUGUCAGAGAUUAUGAUCACAGGGUGCUGCUAAGAUUCCCCCAAAGAGUGAAAAACCAAGGGACAUCAGAUUUCUUACCAAGCCGACCGAGAUAUUCCUGGGAAUGGCACAGUUGUCACCAACAUUACCACAGCAUGGAUGAAUUCAGCCACUAUGACCUACUUGAUGCUGGGACCCAGAGGAGAGUGGCUGAAGGCCACAAAGCGAGUUUCUGUCUUGAGGACACAUCCUGUGACUAUGGCUACCACAGGCGAUUUGCAUGUACUGCGCAUACACAGGGGUUGAGUCCUGGCUGUUAUGAUACCUAUAAUGCAGACAUAGACUGCCAAUGGAUUGAUAUUACGGAUGUAAAACCUGGAAACUACAUUCUAAAGGUCAGUGUGAACCCCAGCUACCUGGUGCCUGAAUCGGACUAUUCCAACAAUGUUGUACGCUGUGAAAUCCGCUACACGGGACACCAUGCCUAUGCCUCGGGCUGCACAAUUUCACCGUAUUAGAAAGCAAGCCAGAACUCCUAAUGGAUAAAUCAGUGCCUGGUGUUUUGAAGUGGGAAAAAAUAGAUUAACUUCAGUAGGAUUUAUAGAUUUUGAAAGAGAGAACAGAAAGCAACAAAGGAAUUUUUGUUUGGACUGUUUUAUAACAAAGCACAUAACUGGAUUUUGAACAUUUAAAUUGGCAUUACUUGGGAAAUUUUUAAUAUUAUUCAUAUUACUUUGUGAAUGAACACAGUGUUUCCAUUCUGUAGAGGUACACUUUGGCUCUUUGAAGGAAAUCCAAAUUUGUUUUGCUCCUUUGGAAAUUAUAGUGUAAAAGGGAAAAUAACAUUUUAGUGAAUGAACCAAAAUUACUAUUAACUGAGAAUUUUCUUGAUUUCAGUGAACCAUAACAAUAACUGGCUUGUAUUUGUCUUAGCAUAGAUUAAUUUAGAAAGGAGGCUCCUACUGUUCAAAUAGAUACAGACACAUUUGGUGCUGACGAAGGAACAGACAUUACCAUUGGUGUCAAGAAAUAUUACUAUAUAGCAGAGAAAUGGCAAUAUAUGUACUCAGAUAGUUACAUCCCUAUAUAAAAUUUUAUGUUUACAUUUUAAAAUUAGUAAACUCCUGUCUUUCUCUUCAGUGUACAAUUUCAUUCUGACUUAAGUCAUCUUUUGUUUCGGAACAAAUUAAGUAACUGAGCUGCC
Odobenus rosmarus divergens (Pacific walrus) is the source of this 2236-nucleotide messenger RNA. RefSeq names its product lysyl oxidase (gene LOX). The transcript is spliced from 7 exons. The record is from RefSeq and is a predicted model, not a curated record. Gene Ontology annotation, molecular function: protein-lysine 6-oxidase activity; copper ion binding. Gene Ontology annotation, biological process: peptidyl-lysine oxidation. NCBI's taxonomy places the organism in Eukaryota, Metazoa, Chordata, Mammalia, Carnivora, Odobenidae. The coding region runs from base 303 to 1550 and encodes 415 amino acids.